Messenger RNA from Cheilinus undulatus (humphead wrasse), 3054 nucleotides. Its product is annotated as potassium voltage-gated channel subfamily KQT member 4. The record is from RefSeq and is a predicted model, not a curated record. The transcript has 14 exons. Gene Ontology annotation, biological process: potassium ion transport; transmembrane transport. NCBI's taxonomy places the organism in Eukaryota, Metazoa, Chordata, Actinopteri, Labriformes, Labridae. Gene Ontology annotation, molecular function: voltage-gated potassium channel activity. Gene Ontology annotation, cellular component: membrane. Bases 770 to 2818 code for a protein of 682 amino acids.
GUCAGCGUUUACACACCAGAUGCAAACAUCAGCAAGUGUUUGUUUUGGCCUUUAUUGGGACUUUUUAGAGUCUGCCGUCCGCGCUCGUUGACAUCACACUGAUGGUCGUCUUCACUCGUGCGCGCUCCACCCCGCGAGCUGGAGCGAAGGAGCGCUGGACCAGAGAGACGCGCGAGGAGUGGAGAGCAGGCUGAUGUUCGCGGCUGUGGCGAGUGUGACUUAGAGAAAUGAGACUGAGGACACAGUUAAAGUUAACGAGUGAAGGUUUCGGACUGUAGUCUGGUAUCUGUCUUUUGGAGCAGAGCUGACCGUGACGCGCGCGCUGGUUUAGUGAUCUUUAACUGCAUGGAAGCAUGUUUUAGAUACUUGACUUCUCUGGGCCACCAUCUCUGCAGAGUGAUGACAGGUUAGCAGCUCUACUUGCUUGUUUUCUUGGACUUAGUGCAUGUGUAAUCACUCCUCCGGCCCCGGCUGAUUACUUAUCACAUUUAACUCUUUUACAAUGAUCGCUGAAGGUCACGUCUUAGCGCUGCGCUUUAGUCCCACUACUGAACAUUUUUACUUUGACUUGAUUCACAGAUAACUCUUUAAAGUAUUCAAACCACACUGGAGAAGCCGGGAUGAAGGUCACUGACAGCGUGUUUUAACGUUAGGCUACUUCUGUCCACUUUAACGCCAGGAUAAGCCGGACUAUGACUUUGGCCAAACUUUGCUGUGCGCUCUCCCGGGACGUCCAGUGAGAAAAGUCUUCAGUCUUAUGUAGUUUAGGAUGUUAGGAAGUCCGUCAAACAACGGCGGCAUCAGAAUGUUGGUGCCCCCGACUCCGAACGACGACAGGCGGGUAGAGUUCGUGGCUCUCACCGCCGUCCACACAGAGAGGAGCGAGCCGUCCACCCCGGAGCGCGGACACCCUUCUCACCGCACAGGUCUGCUGGGCACCCCGCUGCCAGGGCCGCCGGGACCCCGGGCCAACGCGUCCGCUUCGAGCAAACGCUACAGAAAGUUACAGAACUGUCUCUACAACGUGCUGGAGAGACCGAGAGGAUGCGCCUUCAUCUACCAUGCUUUUAUUUUCUUGCUGGUGUUCAGCUGUUUGGUGCUGUCCGUGUUCUCCACCAUCCCUGACCACCAGAAGUUCGCCAACCAAGGCCUCUUCAUCCUGGAGUUUGUGAUGAUCGUGGUGUUUGGCUUGGAGUACUUCAUCAGGAUCUGGGCGGCUGGCUGCUGUUGCAGAUACCGAGGAUGGCAGGGACGGCUGAGAUUUGCCAGGAAGCCCUUCUGUGUCAUAGACUUCAUAGUGUUUGUUGCCUCGCUGGCAGUGAUAGCAGCGGGCACGCAGGGGAACAUCUUCGCCACGUCAGCCCUGCGCAGCAUGCGGUUUCUGCAGAUCUUGCGGAUGGUUCGUAUGGACCGACGGGGAGGCACCUGGAAACUACUGGGAUCAGUGGUUUAUGCCCACAGUAAGGAGCUGAUUACAGCCUGGUACAUCGGUUUCCUGGUCCUGAUCUUUGCCUCCUUCCUCGUCUACCUGGCAGAGAAAGACAUCAACUCAGACUUCAACACCUAUGCAGACUCCCUCUGGUGGGGGACUAUUACACUAACCACUAUCGGCUAUGGUGAUAAGACCCCUCGUACCUGGCAGGGACGGCUCCUGGCUGCCGGCUUUGCUCUCCUGGGAGUGUCCUUCUUUGCCCUGCCUGCUGGAAUUCUGGGGUCAGGAUUUGCUCUGAAGGUUCAGGAGCAGCACAGGCAGAAGCACUUUGAGAAGAGGAGGAUGCCUGCUGCAAACCUGAUCCAGGCUGCAUGGCGUCUCUACUCUACAGAUGCCAAACACUCUUAUCUGACAGCUACGUGGUACUUCUACGACAGCAUGCUGCCGUCGUUCAGAGAACUGACGCUCCUGUUCAGUCACCUCCAGCGACAGCGUAACAACAAGAAGGUUCUCCACAACUCCUACCACACGCUGCUGUCUGGGCUGCGGCCCUACAGCUCCCCCUACCUUUCGGGGGACAGCAGUAAAAUGGGAUUCAGGGACCGGAUCAGGAUGAACAACUCCCGGUCAUCCCAAACCAUCAGAAACAAGGCGUCUCCCCUGCCCCCGGGUUCAGGUGUUCGCCGAUCCCCCAGCCAGGAGAACGUUCCUGAGGCCACAAGCCCAGGGAAGGUCCAGAAGAGCUGGAGCUUUAACGACCGCACACGCUUCCGCACUUCACUUCGGCUAAAACCGCGCCCACCUGCUGAUGUUGAGGGAGUCGGAGAGGACAGUGUGGAGGACAAACCUUACUGUGACGUGGCAAUGGAGGAGGUGAUCCCCGCAGUCAAGACUCUCAUACGUGCUGUCAGAAUCCUGAAGUUCCUUGUGGCCAAGAGGAAGUUUAAGGAGACGCUGCGUCCGUACGAUGUGAAGGACGUCAUAGAGCAGUACUCUGCAGGACACCUGGACAUGCUGGGACGAAUCAAAAGCCUGCAGAUGAGGGUGGACCAGAUAAUUGGACGAGGAGCGGUCCAGCCCGACAAGAAGGCUCGACCUGAGAAGGGAGAAAAGACGCCGCCAGAACUGGACCCACUGGAUGAGCUAAGCAUGAUGGGACGUGUAGUCAAAGUGGAGAAACAAGUCCAGUCUAUAGAGAACAAGCUGGACCUCCUUCUUAACUUCUACUCACAGUGCCUCAAGAAAGGCUCCUCCAACUUCACCCUGUCCUCCCUCCUGGACCCUGACCUAACGUCUGACUACCACAGCCCUACGGACCAAAGAGACCUCUUCCCCUCCGCGAACACGCUCAACAUCUCCCAGUCUGAGAGCGGGAACUUGGAAUGACAGUGAGCCGAGCAGUCUUCUGGGCUGUUCAAACACAGACUCAAACCCUUUAUGGAACUGACGCCUCAAUCUGAGCAGCCUGAACAUCAGUCAUCUUCAUUUCAUGUCAGUCUGGGAUGUUUUUUUCUUCUUCCCUUCCCCUCCUCUCUAUCCUGAAGUGAAUGUGUUUCCAGACAGAGGCCACCAGAGGGAGCUGGAGCCAAAGCUGCUCAUCGCACACACCUCUCAACCCAACA